GUGCAGACUGCAGCCCAAGGUAGAGAGAGCGUGCCGGGCGAGCCCUGAGACUUGCCUUGCAAUGCCAUGUUUGUGUAUGUGCUCUAACUCCGGGAGAGCGAUCAGGGAGACGGCUCCCCGGCUGGAUUUGGCUGAUGUUUUCUUGUUUCUGUUUCAGCCUUCAGGAUAAUUCCUUCGGCAGCACUGCUGUAACAGAGUGUGACGAAGACACAGUCAUUUUACAUGAAGACCAGACUGAUUGCUCCAGUCUCAGAGAUGAAAACAAUAAAGAAAAUUACCCUGACGCCGGGGCUCUCCUAGAGGAGCACCCGUCGCCCUCCCAGGAGCCCCAGCAGCAUGCCGAGCGGACCUUGCCGGUGGACGGCGUGUUGCGACCCAGCAUGGGCAACUUCAAGUCCCGGAAGCCCAAGUCCAUCUUCAGGGCAGACAACGGGAGGAGCCAUGCAGAAAAUCAGGAGACAGAGCACAUGGUGCCUGGCCAGUCGGAGUGUCAGGGGAGAACAGGAACACCAACUCAUGAGAAUCCACAAAACAACACCUUCAGGUGCCAAGAGACAGUGCGGCUUCAGCCAAGACUAGAACAGAGGGCUGCCUUUUGGCCAAAGGAUGCAUUGGACACUCAGCAGGACUUAACUGAGGAAGAAGCUGCUCAGGUGCAUGGAGUCAAGGACCCAGAACCAGCUUCCAUCCAGAGCGUGCCUGGGCCUGCUGAUGGGGCGGAUUCUGAAGACCCUGUGCCGCUCCACAAAGACUGGCAGAACGAAGCCAGCGAGGGAUUGGAAGACCUCCAGUCCAUUGGGACCAGCAGGCUGCUUUAUCACAUAACUGAUGGGGACAAUCCGCUGCUGUCACCACGAUGCUCCAUCUUCAGCCAAAGCCAGAGAUUCAACUUAGACCCUGAGUCCGCCCCUUCCCCACCCAGCACUCAGCAGUUUAUGAUGCCCCGAAGUUCUUCACGAUGCAGUUGUGGGGAUGGCAAGGAGCUACAGACCAUUACCCAACUCACCAAGCACAUCCAGAGUCUCAAACGGAAAAUUCGGAAAUUUGAAGAAAAAUUUGAACAAGAAAAGAAGUACCGGCCUUCACAUGGUGACAAGACUUCUAAUCCUGAAGUCCUGAAAUGGAUGAAUGAUUUGGCUAAAGGUCGUAAACAGCUCAAAGAACUAAAGCUGAAGCUGUCAGAAGAACAAGGGACUGCUCGCAAAGGCCCACCUAGAAACCUGUCCUGUGGGCAACCCAUAGUCCCCAGAGAGAAUGGGAAGCCAGAAGCUGCAGGUCCUGAGCCAAGCUCCUCUGGAGAGGAGACCACAGAUGCCGUGUUGAAAUGCCUAAAGGAGAAGAGAGAGCAGCUUCCCCCUCAGGAGGACACUAAGGUAACUAAGCAAGACAAGAACCUCAUAAAGCCUCUUUACGACCGAUACAGAAUUAUCAAGCAAAUCUUAUCAACACCUUCCCUUAUCCCAACAAUUCAGGAGGAAGAGGACUCUGAUGAAGACUAUCCACAGGGAAGCCAACAAUCUUCUUUGCUAGAUCCAGCAUCUCACAUCUCCACUGGUGACCACCUCACCUACUCCAGUGAGAUUGAACCUGUUAGAGCACUGCUACCAGAUGAAAAGAAAGAAGUCAAACAACCAGCCCUGUCCAUGUCCAAUUUACAUGAGGCCACCAUGCCUGUACUUCUUGACCAUCUCCGAGAGACCAGGGCUGACAAGAAGAGACUUCGUAAAGCUUUAAGAGAAUUUGAAGAACAGUUUUUCAAACAAACAGGAAGAAGUCCACAAAAGGAAGACAGAAUCCCUAUGGCAGAUGAGUACUAUGAAUACAAGCACAUAAAAGCCAAACUGAGACUACUAGAAGUCCUCAUCAGCAAGCAAGAUGUGGCCAAAACUAUCUGAGGUCAGGAAAUGUUCGUAUCACUUUCACUCAAGAAAAAAAUUAAAAUGUUUAUUUUCUCCUGCCAUUCAUGCUAAGUAGUUUUGAUACACUAAAAAUUGAAGCACUUUAGUAAUAGGAUUAGUUGUUUUUAAGGAAGGAUGGCAGCUAUAAUUAUAUAUGAUUAGGAGAGAUUUAAAUGGGGGGAAGAAUACAAGUGACAGUAUAAUUGCGGGGGGGAGGCGGGAAUUCAGCCUACUCCAUGCUACGGAGAAAAUUCAGUCAAUAGAAUUAUUUAAAGAAUUAUCUAAUAUUUUAUGAUACUGAAAUAACAUAUAGCAUUUACUUGUUAAGGGGCUACUUGUUAGGAAAAGUCUAUUUAGGAUUCAAAGAUUGUGUAUGUUGAUGUAUGGAAAAACCAGUAAGAGUUUUGGAAAAAAAAGAAUUUCUGCUCAUGUUCCUAUGUAGAAAGGGAUGCAGUUAGUAAGAAAGUAACUUAUUUGCAACUUGUAAUAGAUUUUUAAGUGAGAUUUUAAAACCUGCUACAUUGCUCCUCAAGUCUGCUAGGCUUUCAGUAACCCUAAAAUAUAUUAGAAUGUGUCACUGCUAAUUUUUUUUAUUUCUAUAUAAAAAAUAGCACAUUAUUUUAUCUGUUAUUUGAAAUUUUACAUUUCUGAUUACCAAAGUUCAUUCUGAUAGCAUGUACUUUGUGAAUUACUAUCUUUGUCUAUAAUUAACAGAUGUUUAUAUUAAAAUAUUGCAUUAAAAUUUGAAAAUAGGUAUUUUGGAUAGAUAUGUGUCUGUAGUAUAUAAUGUGAUUAUAGUUAAAAUUACUAAUCUUUUUGUUUAUUAUAUCUAAGAUUAUACAACUAUUUUUCCAUUGGGAGUACACAUUUUUCUUAAUGUUCCAAGAUCUGUACUUUGUAAAGUCAAAAAAACUUUCUCAUGAUCUGUAGUUAUUCUUGUGUCUUACAAAAUUAAAAGUUUGAAAAUCGUUGGCCAUGACAUCUUAAAAAAUAAGCCAGAAUAUUUUGUUUCAUUAACUUUAGUAUAUGUUUUGUGUUAUUUUGUACCAAAGCACAUUUUUCUUUUUGUAAAAACAAGUAAAAGAUCACCGUUUUCUCAUAUGUGCAACCAUGUUUGUGCUUCUAUUUUCUGUAAUGUAUUAAGCAUGAUGUUGAAGAAAUUCACAUUUUCAUAUAGUUUGGAUGGGAAGAAUAUUGACUAUUUCAGAAAGAGACUAUUUCAGAGGCUUAUUGUUUUCUUUGUAUUUACCUGACAUUUUAUAAUUUUUGUGAAUCAGAAUAAUGUCCUUCAUAAAUGUGUUUAAUUACAGUCAACUACUUGUAACAGGAUAGGUAACACAACUCUUUGAGGUUUACAAACUAAAUCUUUGAUAAGGGAAAUGGUUUCGUGACAUGUAUACAAUUAAAAUGUAACUCUAUAUAUUCUAUGAUUGUAAAUAUUUUAUACAACAAUACAAAUAAAAUAUUUUUCUAUUAUAUUUA
Orycteropus afer afer is the source of this 3380-nucleotide messenger RNA. It is a transcript of the gene FAM13C, whose product is annotated as family with sequence similarity 13 member C. The record is from RefSeq and is a predicted model, not a curated record. Lineage: Eukaryota; Metazoa; Chordata; Mammalia; Tubulidentata; Orycteropodidae.